Lachancea mirantina is the source of this 1338-nucleotide messenger RNA. The record is from the annotation of a GenBank genome assembly. Lineage: Eukaryota; Fungi; Ascomycota; Saccharomycetes; Saccharomycetales; Saccharomycetaceae.
AUGGGUCAAAUUCUCUCUAAUCCAAUCAUAGAUAAGGAGCUCGACAAUGGCGGAGACAUUAUGACCGCAUUCGGGCUCUGUGCGAUGCAAGGAUGGCGGAUGUCGAUGGAAGACGCGCACGUCUGUUUACCCAAAGUGAAGGGGGUCAACAAGGACCAUAUUGCAUACUAUGCAGUUUUCGACGGUCACGGUGGUGCGUCGGUAGCGGAGUUUUGUGGGGAGCGCGCAGCAGAAGUUUUGGAGGCCCAAAAACACGUGAAAGAGGGCAAAUAUGCGCGCGGACUUAUUGACGCGUUCAUCGGGCUAGACAUAGAGAUUCUGAAAGACGCAGUGCUCCGUAACGAUCACAGUGGGUGCACAGCGACCGCGGUGGUUAUUUCGGCGGAGCAGCGGCAAGUGGUGUGCGCGAACGCGGGCGAUUCGCGGACGGUGUUGGCGCGCGAGGGCCGUGCCAAAGCACUGUCGUACGACCACAAGCCCACGCUUGUUGGCGAACGGUCGCGGAUUGUGGCUGCCGACGGGUUUGUCGAAAUGGAGCGUGUGAACGGUAAUCUAGCGUUGAGUCGCGCCAUUGGCGAUUUCGAGUUCAAAAGCAAUCACAAUCUGCCGCCCCACGAACAAAUCGUGACUUGUGUGCCGGACGUGGUGGCGCACGACCUAGAUUUUGCCAAGGAUGAAUUUGUUGUGCUUGCAUGCGACGGAAUUUGGGACUGUCUUUCGUCUCAGGAUUGCGUCGAUCUGAUACACUACGGAAUUAAUCGCGGCGAUAUGACUUUGGAAGACAUUGCGUCACGUAUUGUAGACGUGUGCUGUUCACCAACCACCGAGGGUACCGGAAUUGGGUGCGACAACAUGAGUAUUGUCAUUGUCGCAUUGCUUCAGCCCGAGGAGUCGUUGGAUGUGUGGUUCGAGCGCAUGCGUGCCAAGAAACAUGCGCCUUUGGUCUCGUUCGAGGACAAGAGGCGUUCUGUAUUCUCGUUUUACGAAUUCCCCAAAGACGACAGCGAGGUCUUUGUCGUUUCUACCAAGAAAUCAGACGACCAUACCAGCUACUCUUCGCAAGAAGACGAGGAAGAGGAUCAGACCCAUGCGGCCGCCGGUCACGGGCGCCCGCAGAUGGACCUAUUUUCGCUCGAGACUUUGCUUGGCGCAGGCGGCAUUCAAUUGAGCCAAGGCGCCAACAACGUCUCCUACAUUCACGGAUCUGCGCUUUCCGAGGUUUUGGCUUCCUUGAGCGGCGCAAAUGGGGCCGGCGGCGCCCCGGGAGGCGUCACUACCGGUGAAGAUGUAACGAGUGAGGACGAGAAACCAGAUAGAAUCGAGGAAGUUAAGGAGUGA